Lucilia sericata (common green bottle fly) is the source of this 1553-nucleotide messenger RNA. Its product is annotated as WD repeat-containing protein 18. Gene Ontology annotation, cellular component: nuclear pre-replicative complex. NCBI's taxonomy places the organism in Eukaryota, Metazoa, Arthropoda, Insecta, Diptera, Calliphoridae. The record is from RefSeq and is a predicted model, not a curated record. The transcript has 2 exons. The coding region runs from base 130 to 1446 and encodes 438 amino acids. Gene Ontology annotation, biological process: DNA-templated DNA replication; rRNA processing. Gene Ontology annotation, molecular function: protein binding.
AGUGAAUAUAACUUAAAGAAGAAGCAUCAAAACAAUAACACGUGCGGACGUCGAAAUUUAAAAUUUAGCAUUUGCUUUUCAUUUUGUAUAGAAUUUAAAUUAAAUUAUUGAGAAAAACUUCCAAAAAUCAUGACUGAUAAUAAUAUUUUAGAAGUUUUAUUUGUAAGUGAUACCAAUGAUCAUCAAUUAAGCUGUUCAGUAUGGGACUAUCGUACGGGUACAAAUCUAAUGAACUAUAAAGGUGGUGGCGGUGGUGCCGCAAUGCAUUCCCUUAAUCUUUUACGUUCCGAAUAUGUAGUGGCGGCUAAUUUAACAAAACCUUUGUUACAUGUAUGGCCGAUUAAUAACCAGGAACAAAUGACAGCCAUACGUUUUGUGGUUCCGGGAGCAGUGACCGCCUUAGCUUUAUCGCCUGAUGGCUGUUAUAUAGUGGCUGGUAUACAGGAGACCAUUUAUAUAUGGCAAUUGUCCACCGGACGCAUGAUGGCCAGUUUGGGCAAACAUUAUCAAACUGUUACUUGUCUGAAAUUCACCGAUGAUGGUUCUCAUUUCGUAAGUGCCGGCAAAGAUGGCGCUGUCUUGGUGUGGAAUCUAACACAGGUUCUGUGUCGUAAUAUCGAUGGUAGUUCGGAGCCUACUUAUACCUUUAACGAUCAUGGUCUGCCGGUAACGGAUGUUCAUAUUGGUGCCGGUGGCAUUAGAUCGUAUAUGUUCACCGUUUCUUUGGAUCGUUCUUGCAAAAUUUAUGAUUUAAAUAGCGGCACAAUGUUGCUGAGUGUAGUAUUCGCCGAGGGUUUGCAAAGCGUUAUAACAAAUGCCAUGGAGACUUUGGUGUUUGUGGGUACCAAUACAGGGAAUAUUUUCCAGUUUUAUAUUAAUGAUAUUCCAAGAGUUAAGGAAUACCACGUUGAGGAGCAACCAAAAUCUUUUCUUGGACAUACAAAAGGUAGUUGCGUCAAUUGUUUAGCCUUAUCUUUAGACGGCCAAACUUUAGUCUCCGGUGCUAGUGAUAACCAAGUAUUGGUAUGGAAUAUACCAAGUCGUCAAUUGGUUAAAACUAUGCAAUUCAAAGGACCCAUAACAAAUCUCAAAAUAAGAUUAACAAAUCCAGUAGUUUUCCAUCCGGAACAUAAACAACCGCAAGUUUUCUGUUCAAAUCUUAAACGUAUGUUAGACCCAAUUGAACAAGAUGAAGAGCAGGCCAUAGAGGUAAUGGUUAGCAACAGCUAUGAAGAUGAGUAUGAAAGUGAUGAAUACAAGUAUGCCAACAGACACUUGGAUUAUAGUUCCUCUUGUAGUAAUAUGCUGCCCGCAGUAACAAACAACACGGCCGCAGAAAAUAGUGAAGAAUUAGAAGCAUUGCGUCAAGAGGUACAAAAACUAAGACGUGUUAAUAAACGCCUGUUUGAGGUGUCCAGUAAACAGCUAUUAAGAAUGAAAAAGUAAAAGCUGUAUGGCUUUAGUGGAUUAAUAUAAGUUUGUAAUACGUUUCUUUGAAUUAUUGUACUUUAUUUCGACGUCUAAGAAUAAAACAUAAAUCACCCAAUUUGUAA